Molecule: messenger RNA, 1026 nt
Organism: Hirsutella rhossiliensis
Lineage: Eukaryota; Fungi; Ascomycota; Sordariomycetes; Hypocreales; Ophiocordycipitaceae
Product: queuine tRNA-ribosyltransferase domain-containing protein
Exons: 6
Coding region: 1-1026 (341 amino acids)
Cellular component (GO): cytosol
Molecular function (GO): tRNA-guanosine(34) queuine transglycosylase activity
Source: RefSeq, a predicted model, not a curated record
AUGUCUUCCCUUGUCCAUUCGUCCCCGGCCCUGACCUUUGAGCUCGUGGCUCGAUGCUCUACAACGAGGGCUCGAGCUUCUACUAUCAAACUCCCCCAUGGCCCAGUUCAGCUUCCCAUUUUCAUGCCCGUGGCCACUCAGGCCUCCCUGAAAGGCAUCACCCCGCAGCAGCUCGAGGAGACGGGCUGCGUGCUAUGCCUGAACAACACGUACCACCUUGGCCUGAAGCCGGGCCAGGAAGUCCUCGACGCCAUCGGGGGGGCACACAAGCUUCAGGGCUGGAAUCACAACAUACUCACGGACAGCGGAGGUUUUCAAAUGGUGAGCCUGCUCAAGCUGGCCAAGGUGAUGGAGGAAGGUCUUGACGAUGUCCUCGUCACCACUUGCCCGGACAAGGCGCGCAUGCGGGAAGCAAUGGAACGGAGCACGCAAAACCUCUUCUGCAUCAUCCAGGGGGGGCUAGACCUCGACAUGCGGCGCCUCAGUGGAGGAGAGGCAAAGACCGACUACUGCCGCGUCGUCGCCACGUGCACGGCGCUACUACCGGAACUGAAGCCGCGCUACGUCAUGGGCAUCGGGUACCCUGAAGACCUUGUCGUCAGCGUCGCCCUGGGCGCAGACAUGUUUGACUGCGUGUGGCCGACGCGGACGGCGAGGUUCGGCAACGCCGUCACGAAACACGGGGUGCUGAAUCUUCGAGGCGCCAGGUUUGCAAACGAUUUUGGGCCCAUCGAGUCCGGCUGCGGGUGUGCCUCUUGCAGGACCGGGGAUGGAGGCAUGGGCAUCACGAGGGCCUUUGUGCACCACAACGCAUCCAAGGAGACGAUUGCGGCCCACGUCUUGACCAUUCACAACGUCUGGUAUCAGCUCAACCUGAUGAAGGAAAUCCGGGAGUCGGUCAUCGAGGACAGAUUCCCGGAUUACAUCAGGCACUUCUUCGCGAGCCUGCACGCCAACAAAACGGAUUAUCCAGAAUGGGCAGUCGAGGCUUUGAGGGGCGUGGGUGUAGACCUGAUGUCGGAAUAG